Messenger RNA from Procambarus clarkii (red swamp crayfish), 2305 nucleotides. Its product is annotated as alpha-N-acetylgalactosaminidase. Gene Ontology annotation, molecular function: alpha-galactosidase activity. The record is from RefSeq and is a predicted model, not a curated record. Gene Ontology annotation, cellular component: cytoplasm. Gene Ontology annotation, biological process: glycoside catabolic process; oligosaccharide metabolic process. Lineage: Eukaryota; Metazoa; Arthropoda; Malacostraca; Decapoda; Cambaridae.
GGCUGGUGCAGGCGUAGCGUGCUCAGUGUGGCAUUGACUAGCGUGGUGGACGGUUGCACUCGCUCGCUCUAGCCCGUGGUGGUCGCUGCUCUCGUGUUGUCAUCAUCAUCUGCACUGGACCGGCUGCUCUCGCUCCCUCCCCCGUCAUGCCACAAGACUCUUGCUUCAGUUUCACCUUACUCUUGCCUACUCUCGCCUUCUCCCGAGCUCUCUCUCACGCUAUAAUAGUUCUCGGUUAAGGAGUCCAUCGUCUAGCUUGGCCCUUACUAAUUCAUCUGGAGAUUAGCGUAAGAUCCGCCACAACUUGCUCCGGAGUCUAACGGUCUGUGUGGAGGUAACGUGUUGUGGCUUCACCGACCAGUGUGCCAGACCUCACCGCUCUGCCCCACGCCCACCUCCAUCCUCCAGGCACACAGUGCCAUCUGAGGCACCGUCGGCCACCCAGGUCAUCGUGUCCUGGUUCACUCAUGCUUGUGUGAGAGUGUUACCAUCUUAUCCAGCGCGAGGCCCAAGCUGUGUAUACAUCAUUACUGCCACACCUGCCACAGUCACAGCCAGCCCUGCAGAAUGCAAGGUGUGGUAUGGGUAUCCGUGGGCGUGCUGGUGUUAGGGGUGUGUGUUUCUGGGCUGGAGAAUGGGCUGGCCCGCACUCCGCCCAUGGGCUGGCUGGCUUGGCAGCGGUUUAGGUGCAACACAGACUGUGUCAAUGACCCACACAACUGUAUCAGUGAGUCGCUGUUCAUGCAAAUGGCAGACAUCAUAGUGAACCAAGGGUACCGUGACCUGGGGUAUAACAUGGUCUCUCUGGACGACUGCUGGCUUUCAAGAGACCGUGAUGCUCGUGGUAGACUCCAGCCUGACCCUUUUCGCUUUCCAUCAGGCAUUGCUGCCCUUGCUGACUACAUGCACAAGCGUGGGAUGAAGUUUGGCAUUUAUGAGGAUUAUGGAAAUUUCACAUGUGCGGGCUACCCUGGUAUUUUAGGUCACCUACAGACAGAUGCCGAGACAUUUGCAGACUGGGGUGUAGACUAUGUCAAGCUGGACGGCUGUUAUUCACACCCUUCAGAUAUGGACCGAGGCUACCCCCUAUUUGGUUUUUACCUCAACCAGACGUUACGGCCCAUGGUAUACUCCUGCUCGUGGCCAGUCUACCAGACAUAUUCCGGCAUGACGCCAAACUACACGUCUAUUAUUAACACCUGCAACCUCUGGAGAAAUUUUGAUGAUAUUCAAGAUUCUUGGGAGUCUGUACAGCGGAUCAUUGAUUAUUACGGAGACAACCAGGAUGAUAUAGUUCCUAAUGCUGGACCUGGCCACUGGAAUGACCCUGACAUGCUUAUUAUUGGCAAUUUUGGUCUGAGCUAUGAGCAGUGCAAAUCCCAAAUGGGCAUGUGGGCGAUAUUUGCUGCACCUCUACUAAUGUCAGUGGAUCUUCGCACAAUUCGACCUGAAUAUAAGGCUAUCCUUCAAAAUCGAGCUGUCAUUGCUGUUAACCAAGAUCCAUUAGGCAUUCAGGGCAAAAGAAUAUAUAAGGAUAAAGGCAUCGAGAUAUGGGCUCGUCCUAUUACUCCAGUGUUUCAAAGCCACUAUUCCUAUGCUGUUGCCUUUCUCAAUCGUCGUACUGACGGCACACCUUCAGAAGUUUCGGUAACUUUACGGGAACUAGGUCUUAUCUACCCAGGCGGAUAUGCCAUUACUGACCUGUUCGAUGGUGUACAUUAUGGAACUGUUCUGCCAGACAAGCGGUUCAAGGUCGAUGUGAACCCAUCGGGGGUGGUACUGGUCAGAUGUGAACUUGUAAAGUCUACAGGUUUUGGAAAUGUUGGAGGAGGUAGCAGGUCCCAGUUGAAAGAGCAACCUCCACAAAGUGUUUUCAGACACCCAUUUCAGAAUCAAGUCUUCAAUCAGUUUGGACAGCAGAGACUUUUCUAAAUAAGUAUUGUAAUAGGUUUAUUUUUCCUGUACAAAGAAGUUUAUGCUAUUGGCCAAUAUUUAUCAUACCUUUCUUUACAAUGUUAGAAUUUCUAGAUGCUUAGAUAAUGAUAUUUUAUAUAUUGAUACUAAGCUGCAUGAUAAUAAAAACAUUACUAAAUACAUAAUGUAUUUAAAUUUGGGGGUCUCCUGAGGUUGCUGUUGGUUAAAAUAGUAACCACACAGGAAAGAUGAUUUGAUUCAUCCUUUGAUUCUGAUUUUGAAAACAGAGUUUAGAAAUUGUAAUUUAAAAGGCAGUUGCUGCAUAACCUUUGGUUGUAUGUUUUAAUGUUAUAUAAAUUCAACAUUAAAAUCAACUGAUAAUCAUCUUAAA